AUGUCUGUAGAAGGUACAGAUACCCCCACGGAUUCCCGUGCAGGAACUACAGCGCCCGAGUCUACCGUCCCUUCCUCGCCACUCGCAGACGCAACCGAGCCUGAAGACUCGAACCCCUCAGACAAUAAAGAUCUCGAUGCGAAGGCCGAAUUGACAGAUUCAGAAGAUGUGGAGGGGAUGGACAGCAAGGCCAAAGCUUUAAUGCACUUGUUGAAAACUAGCUCCGUCUUUGUUGCAAUUAUGUCGGAUAAAAUGAAAAAGCAACAAGAAGAAGCAAGAUUGGCCGCGAUAAAGCACCAUCAACAAGCUGCCGCAAGCCAGAAGAAACCCAAGUCUCCUACAGAGCCUGCCCGCCGCGCUACUCGAACUCGGCAGAAACAAGAUGCCGCGGAGGAGAAUCCACCUGCUGGCGAAGAAGAUGUAGACGAGAAGAAACCUACAUCAAAUCGGGGUCGACCUAAGCGAGCUGCCGCAGCUGCAGCUAAUGGCAAUGCGAUCUCAAACUACUUCAAAAAGGCGGAUGUAGAAGUGACUGAUGACAAUCCCUCGGUCCAGCAAGCCCUUGAACAGGCUGCUGACGAAUAUGAGGCGAAACCCACUGCUCUGGGUGAGCAGGACCUUGUUGCAACACAGCAACCCUCGCUGGUCAGUGGUGGCAAGAUGAGAAAAUACCAGUUAGAGGGCCUCGAAUGGCUUAAAACCUUGUGGAUGAACGGACUCUGCGGCAUUUUGGCCGACGAGAUGGGUCUUGGAAAGACUGUACAGGCAAUUUCUAUGAUCGCUUUCCUGAAAGAGAAGAAAGUUUCGGGUCCGUUUUUGAUUGCAGCGCCAUUGAGUACUGUGAGCAAUUGGGUGGAUGAGUUCGCCCGGUGGACCCCCGACAUUAAAACGGUCUUGUAUCAUGGCUCAAAGGAUCAGCGAGCUGAUAUUCGAAACAAGCACAUGAAAAUGAAGAAUCAGGGAGACAUGGACUUUCCGGUGGUAUGCACAUCUUACGAGAUCUGUAUGAACGAUCGAAAGUUUUUGGCUCAAUAUCAGUGGCGUUAUAUCGUUGUGGAUGAGGGACAUCGCUUGAAAAACAUGAACUGCAAACUCAUCAAAGAGCUGUUGACUUAUAACUCAGCCAACCGUCUUCUCAUCACCGGAACUCCGCUGCAAAACAAUAUCUCUGAGUUGUGGUCACUUCUGCAUUUCCUACUUCCAGAAGUCUUCAAUGAUCUUAACUCAUUCGAGAGUUGGUUUGAUUUUUCUUCCGUUCUGGACAACAGAGGCCAGGCAGAGCUUGUUGAAAAACGCAAGCGUAAUUUGGUCACCAGCAUGCACGCCAUCCUUAAGCCUUUCCUGCUUCGACGUCUCAAAACUGACGUGGAGACCUCGCUCCCUAAGAAGCGGGAGUAUAUUUUGUACGCCCCUCUUACCCCCGAGCAAAAAGAUCUCUAUCGAGAGAUCAUCAAUGGUACAGGUCGCCAGUAUCUCGAGGGCAAGGCUUUUGAGCGCCUAGAGAGCAAGAGCCGUGGCUCCCGCAGCUCCACACGCUCGCAAAGCUUGAAGCGCAAACGGAAUGGCAGUAGCAAUACAACUCCAUCGAAGAGUGCCAAGUCAAGCGGCACAUCCACCCCUACUAGCAAUGGAAAUCAAUCCACCCGGCGCCGACGCAGCACGCGUCAGAAUUACAACGAUCUGAGCGAUGAAGAGUUCGAUGAACAUCUCCGUAAACUCGAGCUGGGGAUUGAAGAAGAGGAAAAGGAAGCCGAGCCCAGCGAUGCUGAGGUUGAAGAGAUGGAGCGGGCUAAAAAUUUGAAGCUUGCUAAGAAGGAAAUUGCGCAAAAGAAGAUGCAAAAUCCGGUUCUGCAGGCUCGACUCGCCUGUAACUCUCCACAUAAUUUUUAUUGGCCUUGGAUGGACGAGGACUCAUCUGUAGAUGAAACACUCGUCUCAGCCUCCGGCAAGAUGCUCUUGCUGGACCGCUUAGUCUCAUGCCUCCUUGAGAAGGGCCACAAGAUUCUCAUCUUUUCUCAAUUUAAAACACAACUUGAUAUCAUUGAAGAAUGGGCAACUGAACUACGCUCCUGGGAAUGUUGCCGAAUCGAUGGCGCUAUCGCGCAGUCAGAGCGACAGGAGCAAAUCAAAAGCUUCAACACAAAGGAGAGUCACAAGAUCUUCCUCCUUAGCACUCGAGCUGGUGGUCAGGGAAUCAACCUGGUUGCCGCAGACACCGUCAUUCUAUUUGACUCGGAUUGGAACCCACAGCAGGAUCUCCAAGCCCAGGACCGAGCCCACCGUAUCGGCCAGACCAGACCCGUUAUCAUCUACAGAUUGGCCACAAAGGGAACCGUCGAGCAGACAUUACUCGAAAAGGCAGAUUCCAAGCGCCGUCUUGAACGCCUGGUAAUCCAGAAAGGCAAGUUCCGCUCCUUGCUCGACCCCAGCGCGAAUAUCCAGGAGAUCGAUGAAUUGCGCAAGGUUCUCGGUGAGGAUGAGUUCGAGCGGUUUGAGGUUGGCGCAGACGCUGCGUCGAUUCUGUCGAAUGAGGAUCUUGAGAUCUUGACCAAUCGUUCUGAGGAGGCUUACUCUCGUGCUGAGAAGGGUCUUGAUCGAAAAGGAGCUGCGUUUGUUGCUGUUGAAACUAAGACGGAUGAUGAGAGCCUCCUGUCUUGA
This is a messenger RNA of Penicillium paradoxum, 2658 nucleotides long. RefSeq names its product putative SNF2 family helicase/ATPase PasG. The record is from RefSeq and is a predicted model, not a curated record. Gene Ontology annotation, cellular component: nucleus; pericentric heterochromatin. The coding region runs from base 1 to 2658 and encodes 885 amino acids. Gene Ontology annotation, biological process: negative regulation of gene expression via chromosomal CpG island methylation; pericentric heterochromatin formation; lymphocyte proliferation. The transcript is spliced from 4 exons. Gene Ontology annotation, molecular function: ATP binding; ATP-dependent chromatin remodeler activity; chromatin binding. Lineage: Eukaryota; Fungi; Ascomycota; Eurotiomycetes; Eurotiales; Aspergillaceae.